AAAUAACGUGCUCGGACACAUUCGAAGUAACACUGGGCGCCGUUAGCUCAGCACACCCACACCCACACCCACAGCCAUGUCCUGGGAUACCGUCGCCAUCGCCACCACCCUCUCACUCUCCGACCUCCGUAACCACCCCCUAUCGUCUUCGACCCCACGACCCCCAUCACCCGCACUCACAUCCACUCCGACUCAGCAACAUCUGAAUUCGGGCGCCAAGCCGGAUUCAGAAGGAGAAGGAGAGGGCGAGCGCCUGUUGGACUUGAUCGACGAUGCGCGGUCGAGGAAUUAUUUUACGGUUUGUGCGCCGCUGACGAAUGAGAAGUGGAAGGAGAGAUGGAUGGGGAUGUGUUUGAUUCCGCCUGUGAAUGGACAUAGUGGAGGUGGGAAUGGGAAUGGGAGUGGGAGUGGGGAUGGGAAGCCGGGAGAGGAAGAUGGGAUGGGAGAGGAAGAGGCGAAGAAGAAGAAGGCGGAGAUUUUGGUGGAGAAACAGGCGGAGGCGUGGAGGGCUGCUCCUGGGUUUUUGAAGGAAGAGGUCACAAUGACAAGUUUAGAUGAAGCAGACGGUGUGAUCGUUAUGGUUUCGGACUGGUUAGAACUAGAUGCGGCGGACGAUUGGGUUAGACACGACUCUGAGAUUGCACUCCGACAAGAACUGGCCUAUGCCUCAUAUCUGAAUAUUCAGACCGUCAUUUUACCACCACCCCGAAACAGAGACCAAGCAGCUUCCUACGGCCGAGCUCUCAACGCCUGUCUUGCCGCCACCCCCUACAUCCAACUUUCCGUCCGUCUGCCCAUCUACGAUCCGUCCAUCUUCCAGCGCGAGAGACAUCAAAGCACGCACCCCCAAGCACCACAGCCUCUAUCACAGACAACGCCGCAACCACAAUCUCCACAACCACCACAAGCUCAAGCUCCACAACAACGUCCCCGAUCGCAAACAGUCCAACAGCUGCAGCGACAGUCAAAACCAUUCGGCCAUCAGCAUCGGCGUUCGUUAUCGAAAGGACUGGGCUCGAUCUCAUACACGAAGAUCUCAGAGUCGCCUACGAGUUCGUAUUUCGCGAGAUCUGCGACGCCUGAAAUCAAGGAACCGACCAGUUCGGCUAGUGCUGCGAGUGCGGGUACGGGUACUGGGAUUCCGUCGACGAAGGCACCGGAGGCGGAGUUGAAUGCGACGUGGGAGAUAUGGGAUGUCGUGCGUGCGGUGUGUGGGUAUAAUCCGCGAUUGACGCUCACUCUGGACCUUACCCCGCCUUUGCCCUCGGCAGCUGGUGUAUUGGAUAGAUGGGCCGCAGAGCCUAUAAGACACGUAUUCCUACCCGCUUCGACAUUCAUCGCCAACUCCAAGGGCUACCCCGUCCUUCCAAAAGUUUCGCAGACGUUCGUUCGUGACAUCAUGAAGCACCGACCAAUGGUUAUCCUCUCGGACGCAGGCGCAGGUCUACACAGCAGUGGUGGCGAACCCGCGUACCUCCAAUAUAUACGACACCUAGAGAAGACGAGUCCGGCCGUCAUGCAGGCAAAAACGGCGGGAACGGUGGAGAAUUUCGCACAGGGGUAUCAGGAUUACUUGCAGGCUCCAUUGCAGCCCCUCAUGGAUAAUCUGCAGAGCGUCACUUAUCAGACUUUCGAGCAAGAUCCAGUAAAAUAUCAAAAAUACGAGGAGGCUGUCUUCCAAGCACUCGACGACUGGCCGGAAGCAGACAGAAUUGUGCUCUAUGUCGCAGGUGCUGGGCGAGGAGGCAUCGUCGCUCGCUGUCUUACCGCCAUCAAACGCUCGAAACGAAACGUCUUCGUUUACGCACUCGAGAAGAACCCAAGCGCAUUCGUCACGCUACAGGGCCGGAAACAAAAUGAGUGGCGGGAUAAGGUGGAGCUAGUGUAUGGUGAUAUGCGCAUGAUACACGUACCAGAACCGGGAGAUAUCAUUGUGAGCGAGCUGCUUGGCUCGUUUGGCGACAACGAGCUCAGCCCGGAAUGUCUGGAUGGCGCGAUGAGAUUUUUGAAGCCCGAAGGAAUAUCCAUCCCUGCUUCUUACUCAGCCUAUCUUGCCCCUCUGUCCUCGUCGAAAUUGUACAACGAGGUGAGAGCAGGGAAGGAUCCAAAAGCGUGCGAGACACCGUUCGUCGUCAUGUUUCAAGCGGUCAAUAUUCUCAGCGGAGAUGGAGGUGGCGAGGAAGGACGUUGUGGCCCCAAAGUUCAGGAGUGCUGGGACUUUGAGCAUCCGCGUCGGGAUGCGGUACUCAACGAACAGGGAUUACCGCUAACGAACAGUCACAACGCUCGCUCUGCAAAGCUGACAUUUCAUAUUCCGCACGCGGGCGUCCUGCACGGGUUCGCGGGAUACUUUGAGGCAAUGUUGUAUGGGGACGUAGGGCUGAGCAUACAUCCCCUGCGCAAGGACCAAAUAUCCAAAGACAUGCUCAGUUGGUUCCCGUUAUUCUUCCCGCUAAAGGACCCACUCUAUCUCCCAAGCAACUCAGAACUACAAGUCUCCCUCUGGCGCCUCACCAACGCCCGUCAAGUCUGGUACGAAUGGUACGCCGAGUCCUUCCUGCCCGUCUAUCGACCGCGUCCGCCACCCUCCGAUCCCAUCUCGCAAGACCCACUCGGAACGCCCCGUAUCGACGGUCGUGGUUCAUUCAUCGCCACUCCUUCAACGCCACUUGCCACUCCAAGUCCUCUGAUCGACGCUAUCGACAAUCCAUUUGUGACCAUGUCGCCGUCAAUGACAGGGUCAGGCUCAGGGUCGAGGUUGUCGGAAAGCUUGAGGAGAAAGGGACUCGGGCUGAGGAUAAGUGGGAGUAUGGGUGGUGGAAUCGGAAGUGCGGUGGUGGCCGCUCCGGGUUCGGAUGGAAGCGAAGAAAGUGUGAAGGGGAGUGAUGGGGGGUUGGAGGCUGGGGUGGUUAAGAUUGGGCAGACUGCGUUGCAUAAUCCGGGUGGACAGAGCAGUUGGAUUGGGCUGUAAUGCGGGCUGUUUUUGGGGACAAUUCCAUGCGGGGCGGGCCAAUGAAUAAACU
Messenger RNA from Stereum hirsutum FP-91666 SS1, 3023 nucleotides. RefSeq names its product PRMT5-domain-containing protein. The coding region runs from base 77 to 2971 and encodes 964 amino acids. Lineage: Eukaryota; Fungi; Basidiomycota; Agaricomycetes; Russulales; Stereaceae. Gene Ontology annotation, cellular component: nucleus; cytosol. Gene Ontology annotation, biological process: regulation of DNA-templated transcription; peptidyl-arginine N-methylation. The record is from RefSeq and is a predicted model, not a curated record. The transcript is spliced from 12 exons.